Molecule: messenger RNA, 2141 nt
Organism: Nasonia vitripennis (jewel wasp)
Lineage: Eukaryota; Metazoa; Arthropoda; Insecta; Hymenoptera; Pteromalidae
Product: glucose dehydrogenase [FAD, quinone]-like
Exons: 2
Coding region: 1391-2041 (216 amino acids)
Molecular function (GO): flavin adenine dinucleotide binding; oxidoreductase activity, acting on CH-OH group of donors
Source: RefSeq, a predicted model, not a curated record
UUUGAAGCCAGAAAUCCCAAGCUUAUGCAACACCUCGAUAAUACAAGGCUCUUUCGCGUCAUUCGUCUUUCGCCUCGAGCUGUGCCGCAACAAAUGCGCAAAAUGUGUCUCUCGCGCAAGUUUCUUCCUCUGCUUCGUUUGCACGCCGAAUUCCUCUGAUUCGCCGUGCAACUCGUCUAUGUUGGCAUUUAUAACGCUUGUAACUAACGUUUUGGAUAGAUAUCCUGAGGAUGGUAAACUCGAUGCAGAUAGUCGGAGGGACAUGUUUGACUUCGUGAUCGUUGGUGCUGGAAGUGCUGGUUGCGUCGUUGAUUGGAAGAUUUUGUAGGCUCUUGGAAGCGGGCGACGAGGAGCCGUUGGUAACCCAUAUUCCUGGUCUAAUACCUCUUCUAGUGAAGAGCAGUAUCGAUUACGGCUACAAGACUCAGCCGGAACAGAAUGUAUGCAGAACAGAUCCGAACCACUCAUGCUACUGGGCUAACGGAAAGGUGAUGGGUGGGUCGAGCUCGAUCAACAGUAUGCAGUAUGUCAGAGGAAACAGAUACGACUACGAUAGUUGGGAAAAGCUUGGCAAUCCAGGAUGAAGCUGGAAUGACGUUCUACCGUACUUCAAGAAAUCCGUAAAUCUUGGAAAUGCGGAUGUGAGUGCUCUCGAAAAUACAUUGAUUCCUUAAUUCUAAAUUUUUAUAAUAUAGAUUUUAAAAAUUGAACCUGACUACCACGGCAGUAACGGUUACUUGACGGUAGAAAGUAGUCGCAUCAACGACUCAGAUUCACAGUUGGUCCUCGAUGCCUGGAGGGAAUUAGGCCUUGAAGAAAUCCACUACAACACCGGUCUACAAAUGGGUGCGGCUAGAUUGCUGUACAACACCGCUCGAGGAGCCCAUCAAAGCACAAAUAACGCUUUCUCGCAUCUUAUUCGCGGCAGACGACGAAACUUGAGCGUGAGACCUAACUCUGUGGUUACGAAGGUUAUCAUGGAUGAAGAAACAAAUUGAGCCAUCGGAGUACAAUAUCAGGACUCGAGACGUGGAAUUGUGAGGAAAGUUUAUGCUAGAAAGGAGGUGAUUCUGUCGGCUGGCACUAUGGGCUCACCGAAGAUUCUUAUGCUUUCGGGAAUCGGUCCAGCUGAUGAUCUAACCGAAUUGCGUAAUUCUUUUGAAUUUUAAGCGGUGAUGUAUGAUGUAAGACUGUAUUUUUAUCACUUGAUUUUCCUUGUUUGGGCAUACACGCCAUUAAAGAUCUACCAGUGGGGCACAAUCUUCAGAAUCACGUAUCUGAGAGUCCAUUAUCGGAAAAAAUAAAUGGUAGACCAUCCACUCAAGAGUCUAUCCAAAGCAUACAGUCAGACGUAGCGCAGUGGCUCCGCAAUCACGAAGGUCCUCUAUCUAUGACUAAUUUUAUAGACAAUAUAGCAUUUUAUCGUACAUCACAGGAGGAACAUCCAGACCUACCAGACAUCAACAUUAACUUUGUCAAAUUUAUGGACGACGGAUCCGACAGCUUUACCGAUUCACGCUUCUCUCUUUUACCGAGAUAUAACGGCUUCGUGAUAAACAAUCAGCUAUUGGCUGCCAGAAGUCGUGGUGUAAUGAAACUGAAUAGAACCGAUCCGGUCUGGGGUAAGGUGGAAAUCUACGCCAACUACUUAACCCAUCCUUAUGAUCUCCAGGCACUGAUUGAGGGUGUGAGAUUCUCUAUGCGAAUUUUAAACACUGCAGGUUUUAAGGAAAACGGUUUCGUGGGUAUUAAGUCACCGGCGAAAAAUUGCGAGAAUAUAGAAUUUGAUACGUUUGAGUAUUAUCAGUGUUACGCCAGAAGCUACACCACGCCGAUUUAUCACAUUGUUGGCAUGUGGAAAAUGGCUCCUGAGAGCGAUGGCGGUGCAGUGGAUGCCAGGCUGCGAGUGCACGGAAUCGGUGGACUCAGGGUUAUUGAUGCUUCUAUAAUGCCGAAUGUAACCAGAGGAAAUAAUCACGCACCGGCUGUUAUGAUAGGAGAGAAAGGAAGUGAUAUGAUCAAAGAAGAUUGGUCAAAUUAAAAAAUGUUAAUAUCUGCACUUUGUUAGUAAAAUAUUAUUCACGUGUAUAAGUUUUUUUGAAUAAAUUAUAAAGAAUUUUUCCUUGUUAUUAUCUAAAUAA